Molecule: messenger RNA, 1029 nt
Organism: Aspergillus alliaceus
Lineage: Eukaryota; Fungi; Ascomycota; Eurotiomycetes; Eurotiales; Aspergillaceae
Product: glycoside hydrolase superfamily
Exons: 4
Coding region: 1-1029 (342 amino acids)
Biological process (GO): glucan catabolic process
Molecular function (GO): beta-glucosidase activity
Source: RefSeq, a predicted model, not a curated record
AUGCCGCUGUUUACGGAGGGUGUUGUUGCACUUCGUGAGGAGCAGCUCGCUAUAGGAGUAACGUCUGUCUCCACCGUUAGACAUAGCCUAGGAGCCCAGAAUAUGGAGCACACAGACGAAUCAGGGAAUAUCAAAGUUGCCAUGACCAUCAAGCACUUCUUCUACGGCGACAUUCGUGGCGGUGUGAAUGCUGCUAGUAUAUACGGCGUGAUCAACCACAUCUACAAUGACAAGCUGCGUCCAUAUAUCCGUGCGCUGGAAGCUGAACCUGCCGCUGUCAUGGUGUCUUAUGCGUCGGUAGAUCUAGUACCCAUGUCCGCGAAUCUGUAUCUCGUGAGGGAUAUCUUGCGACGGAAGCUUGGCUUUGAUGGUGUUAUUUUGUCUGAUGCCAAAUCGAUUGCGCAUCUGUGUACUGAGACUAAGGUGGCGAGUUCGUACGCUGAGGCUACGCUGUUGGCCCUUAAGGCUAGGUUGCAGAUGGAGUUGAGCCCAGGGUUGCCAGCUGUGUUUCCUAAUCUUGUUCUUGCGGCGGCCGAUACCCACAUGUUAAUCAUCGUCCUACUCAAGAAUGACGGCAUUCUACGGAAAGCACACACCAAAGUGGCCUUCUUAGGUCCCUUCGCCGACAUCCGCAACCAUGGCUCCUAUGCGCCGGCUAACUCCAUUGGCCCCAAGUACGGCAACUCGCUCUACCAAAGUCUGCAAGCCCAGCUCGGCGCCGGCAACGCAGACGUCGCCCAUGCGCUAAAAAAAGCCGGCUUUGCAGUCCUAGUCCUUGGCUCGCUAUCCAUAGGGCUAACAGACCCCCUGGCAACCAAACGCACUGAAGGGGAAUUCUUCACUCACGCAGACAUGGACUUCCCAGGGACUCAACAGCAAUUCCUGGACGCCGUGCUAGACGUCCCCAUCCCAACUGUCCUGAUCCUCUCCGGCUGCCAGCCCUUUGUGCUCAAUAACUCAACCCUUUGCAAUAAUGCCAUUCUCCACUUUUUCCUCGGUGGUGAAUUCACCGGCGAUGCCCUGGCCUAG